This is a messenger RNA of Bombyx mandarina (wild silkworm), 994 nucleotides long. RefSeq names its product elongation factor 1-delta (gene eEF1delta). Gene Ontology annotation, biological process: translational elongation. The record is from RefSeq and is a predicted model, not a curated record. Gene Ontology annotation, molecular function: translation elongation factor activity; guanyl-nucleotide exchange factor activity. Gene Ontology annotation, cellular component: eukaryotic translation elongation factor 1 complex; cytosol. Lineage: Eukaryota; Metazoa; Arthropoda; Insecta; Lepidoptera; Bombycidae.
UUUGGUUGUCUUUUUCUUUUUAGUUUCCGUCAUCAUUUGAACGGCUGUUAGGUUUGCUCUAUUAACUUUAUUUACGUAAAAAUUCAAUUUAAUUGUAUGAACCAACUUUUUUAUUGUAUUUAAAUACAAUUCAAAUCUAAAUUUUGGAAUAAUCAGCAUGGCUGCUUUAUUACACGAGAAGGUUUGGUUAGACCGGAAUGUUUACAAUGAUGCUGAAAAAGCUUAUUAUGAAUCUUUGUCGAAGGUCCAAGCACCAUUAUCGUUAGCUCGAUCAUCAUUGGCCAGUGAAGUCGCAAAGGCUAGACAGCAUAUUAAAAAUUCUUUAGAAUGUAUGGAUAGUGUAGCAACUUUGGCGGGUGUUCCUAAUACAGAGCUCAGUACUAAAGUCAUCAGCUUAGAAAACGAAAACAAGGAUUUGAAAAAGGCUAUAGAUGAUUUACGUAAUUUAGUCAUCAGCCUGCAAGUCCGUGUUGAAACCUUGGAAUCAUCCAGCAGUAUCACCUCUGAUUGUAUUCAAGUGCAGUCAGAAAAACCUGCAGCAGCUUCUACUGAUAAGGAUGACGAAGAUGAUGAUGUUGAUUUGUUUGGUUCAGAUGAUGAAGAGGAGAGUGCUGAAGCAGCUAAGAUAAAGGAAGAGCGUCUUGCUGCAUAUAAUGCAAAGAAAGCUAAAAAGCCAGUGCUAAUUGCAAAGUCGAAUAUUAUUCUGGAUGUAAAGCCAUGGGAUGAUGAGACUGAUAUGGCAGCCUUGGAACAAGCUGUAAGGUCAAUCAGCACUGAUGGCCUCUUGUGGGGUGCCGCUAAACUAGUGCCUUUGGCUUAUGGUAUCCAUAAGCUGCAAAUUUCCUGUGUUGUUGAAGAUGAUAAGGUUUCUAUUGAUUGGCUUACAGAGGAAAUCGAGAAAAAUGAAGACUAUGUACAAAGUGUCGAUAUUGCUGCGUUCAACAAAGUCUAGCACAGAAAUGUUAAAUUAAAUAAAGUGAAAACAUUGUUUGAA